GUUAAAGGCUAUAGGUCUCUCCCCCCCCCUUCCCAGUCACCUUUGGUUGGGCUGGUCCGAGGGUUACGUUGUUCGGCCUGGGAAGCAUCAGCGGUUGAGGCAGCCAGGAUGAACUGCCGUUCAGAGGUACUGGAGAUAUCAGUGGAGGGGCGCCAGAUUGAAGAAGCGAUGCUUGCCGUUUUGCACACCAUAUUGCUCCAUCGCAGCACAGGAAAGUUCCACUACAAGAAGGAAGGGACCUACUCCAUUGGGACAGUCGGCACACAAGAUGUUGACUGCGACUUCAUUGAUUUUACCUAUGUUAGAGUUACUUCUGAUGAGCUUGACCGGGCCUUGAGAAAAGCUGUUGGGGAAUUCAAGGAUGCACUGCGGAACUCGGGCAAUGAUGGGAUGGGCCAGAUCUCGCUGGAGUUCUACCAGAAGAAGAAAUCACGGUGGCCAUUCUCUGACGAGUGUAUCCCAUGGGAAGUGUGGACGGUCAAAGUGAACGUGGUGAGCCUGGCUAAUGAGCAGGAGCGGCAGAUCUGUCGCGAGAAGGUUGGUGAGAAGCUCUGUGAGAAGAUCAUCAACAUUGUAGAAGUGAUGAACCGACAUGAGUACCUGCCCAAGAUGCCCACCCAGUCUGAGGUGGACAAUGUCUUUGAUACGGGGCUGCGGGAUGUCCAGCCCUACCUGUACAAGAUUGCUUACCAGAUCACUGACUCACUUGGAACCUCUGUCACUACAACCAUGCGGCGCCUCAUCAAGGAUACCCUGGCACUCUGAUCUCCAUGAGACUGUAGACCUGACAUUAUUGAGAGGCAACAUGAGCAACUGGCUUUCUGUCCAAAAGCACCAAAUACAUAUUUUCUCCCAGGAAAUCUGGGAGUCUUGAUA
This is a messenger RNA of Podarcis raffonei (Aeolian wall lizard), 876 nucleotides long. RefSeq names its product autophagy related 101 (gene ATG101). Gene Ontology annotation, cellular component: phagophore assembly site. Gene Ontology annotation, biological process: autophagosome assembly; autophagy. NCBI's taxonomy places the organism in Eukaryota, Metazoa, Chordata, Lepidosauria, Squamata, Lacertidae. The record is from RefSeq and is a predicted model, not a curated record. The transcript has 3 exons. The coding region runs from base 109 to 765 and encodes 218 amino acids.